AUGAACCGAUCAAUGAUCAGCAUCAGCAGCAACCAUCGGACCACGUCCCCGCGGAUGUCGGACAUGCUGGCCCGGAUCAACCAGCUGGAGGCCGAAAUGAAGUCGGAAAUUGCGCAGUGCCGCCGGCAGUUGACCACCACUGUCCCACCGAAGGUGGUUCGGAGUUCAUCGGCGAAGUUGACGCGGGCACGAUCGCUGGACGGCGUCAUCGGGGCGGUGGAGGCAAAUGUCAGCGGAUUUGCGGCCAUUCCGGAGGAGCUGCUGUGGAAGAUUUGUCGCGACUUGAACGCGUUUCAGCUGUGCCAAGCCCGGUUGAUCUGCCGACGGUGGAAUCGGAUCAUCGGGACGAGCUCGCUGAUGGACAAGCUGAAGGUGCGGCUGCCUGGGGGGUGCAUUCUGAAGAGUAACUGCGAGGAGCUGGGGGUUUUGGGUGGGUCGAGGUAUACGCGGGUUGUGCUGGAUCGGUGUAUGAUCUUGAAGCCGGCUGGGUGGUGGCCAUUGGUUUCCGGAGGGCUUCACACGCUGAACUUGAUCUACUGCAACGUUUCGACGGAGGAGCUGUUUGAAAUGCUGAAGCUGACGCCGAAUUUGAGGAACUUGACGAUCGGCGUCCAUUUUGGUUCCAACGUUCCCGAGGUGAACUUCCAGCUUGUUGCGUUGAAGAAGUUGAACAUCCAGAGCAUUAUCGAGCCGGAGUCGUACGAGAUAUUCAAGAACGUGUGUCCCGGGCUUAGGACGCUAGCUCUGCCGCACGUCGAUAAGGACUCCAGCUUGAAAGUGUUGGAGUUUAUUCGAUCGGUGGGGAAGACGCUGGAGAACCUCUCGGUGCAAGGUGGAGACGACAAGUUUUGGACGAACUUGCCGGAAGAGUUUGAGAAGGUUCGGUUGAAACGGUUCACCUGCGGGAUCAAAGACUCGAAAAUGCUUGAAAAGCUGCUUCAAACACAGCCUUCCAUCGAAGAACUCAUCCUUACCGGGGUGCACGAUGCGGAUCUUGAACUCGGCAAAACGUUACCAAAUUUGAAGCGGCUCGAAAUCUUGGUCAGAGAUACGCUAGAUGGCAAGCCUUUGCUGGAGAACCUGCAGCAGCUGGAACACUUGAAGUUGGAGAGCAUCGAGUUCAGCAAACCCGAACUGGUCGUGAACUGGUCCAAAGAUUUCCCCAACUUGAACUCCCUAAAACUAAAGUCGUUCGACGUAAAGGAUUGGAAAAAGUUCUUCGAGGACUGCCCACGAAUCAAGAAUCUCAACAGCUUGCAGUUGAUCUCGGUAGACGCUACCACCAAAAUCACCGACUUCAACCUGCCCAAACAAAACCUCAAAAACUUAAAAAUAUCCAACUGCAAAUUCCAAACUCAUUUCGUCAAACAACUGCUCAACCUGUACCCGGAUUUGGAAGAAGUCUCCCUCGAGCGCACCGCCGACAUCACCGACGCGGUCGUCCAAAAGCUGUGCCAAAACGCGAAACGACUGCGCUCCUUCUCCGUAACGACGUGCAAGAUCACGGAAAGCUCCGUCGAGCACCUCAUCGACCACUGCGGCGCGCUCGAGAAGGUACGCAUUUGGAACUGUGGCACCAUUCCGCACAACAGCUGGCAACGGCUGCGGAAGCACCGGAACGUCCAGGUGCAGUACAAAGUCUAG
Messenger RNA from Culex pipiens pallens (northern house mosquito), 1644 nucleotides. RefSeq lists its product as uncharacterized. Gene Ontology annotation, molecular function: protein binding. The record is from RefSeq and is a predicted model, not a curated record. Lineage: Eukaryota; Metazoa; Arthropoda; Insecta; Diptera; Culicidae. Bases 1 to 1644 code for a protein of 547 amino acids. Gene Ontology annotation, biological process: SCF-dependent proteasomal ubiquitin-dependent protein catabolic process. The transcript has a single exon. Gene Ontology annotation, cellular component: SCF ubiquitin ligase complex.